This is a messenger RNA of Penicilliopsis zonata CBS 506.65, 978 nucleotides long. RefSeq lists its product as hypothetical. Lineage: Eukaryota; Fungi; Ascomycota; Eurotiomycetes; Eurotiales; Aspergillaceae. Gene Ontology annotation, molecular function: RNA binding. The record is from RefSeq and is a predicted model, not a curated record. The transcript is spliced from 5 exons. The coding region runs from base 1 to 978 and encodes 325 amino acids.
AUGACGAUCACCACUUAUGAAACAUUCCCUCAGAAGAACGUCGUCUACCCCUGUCGACAUGACAGAAAGAAUGAAAAGCCUUCGGCCAAGAAUGCACAGGGCCUGUUUCCUCCAGACGCAUGUGUAUUUGUUGGAAAUCUCUCAACCGAAGUCCCUCCUGACAAACUUGUCCGAGACUUGGAGAAGAAAUUCUCUGUCAUCGGCCCCUGCCACGUCAAAGUCAAGCAAGACAAGAAACAGGGACUGCCAGGCGCAUUUGUACAAUUUGAACAUAUCGAGGAUGCCAAAACCGCGCUGGCAUGGACCGAAUGUCUCCUUUUGCACAAGCGUUUCCUGCGGAUUGAAAAGGCAAAAGGGAAAAGAACUGCUCGUUUCGGAUUCCGCACAGGCGCCCCCAUCACCGACUUCGACGUGACCGAUGUACUCGCACGCUGGGGCCCGAUCGAAGCCUUUCGUAUUGAGUCAGUUCCCUUCGGCUAUUCACCAUGGAGUUAUUUUUCGACCGUCUCGACCGUCACUUUUGCCUAUGUGGACGACUGCACGGAUGCAAUCAGGUUCUUCGCCAAUGACCAGAUCUUUUAUCUUCAUCGUCUAGACCUCGAUGGCAACCCGCUCCUCCCACCCGCCCCGAACAAAGAUCCCGCCCACGCCCUCCUGCCGUCCCCGGAGACCAUCAAGCGGUGGCGAGACCAGGGCUACAGCAGACUGCCACUAGACAUAAAGUGCCAGCCGACAACGGGCCGCAGCGUGGAAGACUACGUACGCGAGUACUGCCAGGACGUCGAUCUCACGCUCACCGAGGAGGAACUCAAAGAAUUCGUGCUAGAGGUCGAGCAGGCGAGGAAGCUCAAAUGGUUCCAGGACAAGUGGGCUAACUCGUCUUCCAACUCGACUCCUACCCCUACCCCUACCAGCAGUGUUCAUGAGAGUGCCGGUGGAAAAGGGAAUCGGUCCCGGCGUGCUGUCAACUCAUGGUGA